AUGUUAACUUCUUUAGAUCUUUCAUAUAAUUUCCUUGGUAAUAAUGUGGGAAAUGCAUUAGUAAAUUCGCUUCACAUGAACACAACCUUAACGUCACUGCGAAUUAAUGGUAAUCAAUUUGAUUUUGAAGUAGAGAAAGCUUUAAAAGAAAUAAUUCAAAAAAGAGGUGGUAACCAAUUUACUUUGGAAGUAGAGGAUGUAUUAAAAAAAAUAAUGCAAAAAAGAGGCAGUUUCUUGGAUACUCGAUUGGAUCCUGGUGACGAUAACAUUGAGGAACUAUAUAAAGAAAAUAACAUGAAUAUUAGAAAUAUUAUUUCUACUUCCGUAUUUGGGAUAGGAAGCAUAGCUACUUUGAUCAGUUCUUUUUUUCCUUUUAUGAAAUUUUUACCUGGAAACCAACUAAGUAUUAAAGAAAAGAUUGAAGAGCAAAUUAUAGAAUGCUCGGAACAUAUAUAUAAAGUAGAAGAUUGCGAGAAGAAUGAUACAGAGAAAGACAUAAAAAACCCCUUUUCACUUAGAUUUCAUUAA
Molecule: messenger RNA, 528 nt
Organism: Cetraspora pellucida
Lineage: Eukaryota; Fungi; Glomeromycota; Glomeromycetes; Diversisporales; Gigasporaceae
Source: the annotation of a GenBank genome assembly